This is a messenger RNA of Fulmarus glacialis (Northern fulmar), 3018 nucleotides long. RefSeq names its product myomesin 1 (gene MYOM1). NCBI's taxonomy places the organism in Eukaryota, Metazoa, Chordata, Aves, Procellariiformes, Procellariidae. Gene Ontology annotation, molecular function: protein binding. The record is from RefSeq and is a predicted model, not a curated record. The transcript is spliced from 26 exons. The annotation marks the transcript as partial.
UGUGUUGCCGGCACAGAGGAGUGGCAAAGGGUGAACACCGAGAUCCCUGUGAAGUCUCCUCGCUUUGCAGUUUUUGAUUUGGCUGAAGGCAAAUCCUACUGCUUCCGAGUUCGCUGUUGCAAUUCAGCUGGAAUCGGUGAACCUUCAGAAGCAACUGAAGCCACUGUGGUGGAUGACAAACUCGAUAUUCCCAAAGCUCCUGGGCGUAUUAUGCCAACUAGGAAUACAGAUACCUCAGUUGUUGUCACUUGGACAGAGCCCCCAGAUGCCAAGGAGCUGGUUGGGUACUACAUUGAGUCAAGCGUAGUUGGAUCUGGUCGUUGGGAACCAUGCAACAACAAUCCAGUGAAAGGCACAAGAUUCAUUUGCCAUGGGCUCAUCAAUGGUGAGAAGUACAUUUUUAGAGUCAGAGCUGUUAAUGCAGCGGGACUCAGUGAAUUUUCACAGGAUUCGGAGCCUAUAGAAGUGCAAGCAGCCAUUGGGGGAGGAUUGCUUCAUGCUGCUCCAUCUCCACCUUAUGACAUCAUGGUACUUGAGAGUGUUCGUGACUCGAUGGUAUUAGGAUGGAAACAACCUAAAGUCACUGGUGGAACUGAAAUUACCGGCUACUACGUGAACUAUCGUGAAGUGGUUGAUGGAGUUCCUGGGAAGUGGAUGGAGGCCAACAUUAAGGCCGUUAGUGAGAGGGCAUACAGGAUUGCAAACCUGAAGGAAAACAUGGUGUACCAGUUCCAGGUGGCUGCUGCUAACCUGGCUGGGGUUGGGACACCCUCCCUACCCAGCCAGCCCUUCAAAUGUGAAGAAUGGACCAUCGCUGUACCUGGGCCACCCCAUGAUGUCACAUGCACAGAAGUUAGGAAGGACUCUUUGGUUUUACUGUGGAAAGAACCAGUUUAUACUGGUCGUAGUCCCAUAGCUGGUUAUUAUGUUGAUAUGAAGGAAACUGAAGCAAAGGAGGAACAUUGGAGAAGUGUCAAUGAGAAGCCACUUCAAAAGAAAUUCUUGAAGAUAGGUGGCCUAAAAGAAGGUGUGAGCUAUGUGUUUCGUGUGCGGGCAACAAACCAGGCUGGUGUUGGGAAACCGUCACAUGUCACGGAUCCUGUUGUAGCUGAAACACGACCAGGAACCAAGGAAAUGGUGGUUGAUGUAGAUGACAACGGAGUCAUUUCCUUGAACUUUGAAUGUGAUCAGAUGUCUCCAAACUCUAUGUUUGUUUGGUCCAAGAAUUACGAACCAAUUGAGGACGACUCUCGACUGAACAUCGAUACUAAAGGCGGAAAGUCAAAAGCUACCUUUAAGGAUCUUGGAGAAGAUGAUUUGGGAAUUUACUCUUGUGUUGUUACAGACACUGAUGGAGUUUCAUCAAGCCAUACAAUUGAUGAGGAAGAAAUGAAACGCCUACUUGCUCUGAGCCACGAACGCAAAUUCCCAACUGUCCCACUUGCCUCUGAGUUGGCAGUGGAAAUUUUGGAAAAAGGAGAAGUGAGAUUCUGGUUGCAAGCUGAAAAACUGUCUGGCAAUGCAAAGGCCAACUUUGUAUUUAAUGAUAAAGAGAUUUUCAAUGGAGAGAAAUAUAAAAUGAAGGUGGACCAGAAGACCGGCCUUGUUGAAAUGAUUAUGGAUAAACUUGAGGACAAGGAUGAAGGGACUUACACUUUCCAGCUGCAGGAUGGAAAAGCAACCAACCAAUCCAGCCUUGUCCUCAUUGGCGAUGUAUUCAAGAAGCUGCAGGAUGAAGCAGAUUUCCAGAGAAAAGAGUGGCACAGGAAACAAGGUCCUCAUUUUGUGGAUAAACUGGGAUGGGAAGUUACCGAUGACUGUAACGUGAUGUUGAAAUGUAAGGUGGCUAAUAUUAAGAAGGAAACACACAUUGUAUGGUACAAAGAUGACAGGGAGAUAAUGGUAGAUGAAGAACAUGACUUUAAAGACGGCGUGUGUACUCUGCUGAUAUCAGAGUUUUCUAAGAAAGAUGCUGGCACUUACGAAGUCAUACUGAAGGACGACAGAGGAAAGGACUCCAGUGAGCUAAAGCUUAAGGACACAGCUUUUGCAGAUCUGAUGAAUGAAGUAUGCAGAAGGAUUGCUUUAUCUGCGACAGACCUGAAAAUCCAGAGCACAGCUGAGGGUAUCAGACUGUACUCCUAUGUUAGUUAUUAUGUGGAAGAUCUGAGAGUAGGCUGGGUGCACAACGAUACCCAGAUUAGGUUUACAGACCGAGUGAAGACUGGUGUCACCGGGGAGCAGAUCUGGUUGCAGAUCAAUGAGCCAACUCCACAGGACAAAGGCAAAUACACCAUGGAACUCUUUGAUGGGAAAACAGGACACAAAAAGACAGUGGAUCUUUCUGGACAAGCAUUUGAUGAAGCCUUUGCUGAGUUCCAGAGAUUAAAGCAAGCUGCGAUUGCAGAGAAAAAUCGUGCGCGGGUACUUGGAGGUUUGCCCGAUGUUGUCACCAUCCAGGAGGGCAAGGCACUUAAUCUUUCUUGCACUGUCUGGGGAGAUCCUACCCCAGAGGUCUCAUGGCUGAAGAAUGAAAAAUCAUUUGUAUCCGAUGCUAAUUGCAUCCUGAAAUUUGAAUCUGGAAAAAACGUCAGCUUUACCAUUUCUAAUGUGUCCACAUUCGACUCUGGGAAAUACAGCAUUGUGGUGAAGAACAAGUACGGCACAGAGACCAGCGAUGUCACUGUGAUUGUGAUUUCUGUGUCAGGACAGACUGGCACAGUCCAAGGACAUGAUCAAAAUAAUAUAAAGGUAUCUAAAAAGAAAAAAAUGACAGUAAGCAAACAGAAGGAAGGGGAAAAGAAAGAUUUUAUUAAGCCACAUGCAGAAGAAAUUAUUGCUACAGAACAGACACCUGAUCCAAAUGAAAUCCCCCCUGUGGAAACAGAAAAGGAUAAAAAAAGCCAACAGCGAGCAGCAAAGACGACUGAUGGAAAGGCAGCAGUGGCAGAAAUGGUUCCUCAGCCCACAGAAAGCUUGGAUAGGCAGGAAAAGAAAUCACUGGAAAAAAAGCCUUGA